AUGGCGGAGGUGGAAGCCGUGCAGCUGAAGGAGGAAGGGAACAGGCAUUUCCAGCACCAGGACUACAAGGCUGCCACAAAGAGCUACAGCCAGGCCUUGAAGCUGACCAAGGAUAAGGCUCUGCUGGCCACGCUCUAUCGGAACCGGGCAGCCUGCGGCCUGAAAACGGAGAGCUAUGUUCAGGCGGCUUCAGAUGCCUCAAGAGCUAUUGACAUCAACUCCUCGGACAUCAAGGCUCUGUACCGGCGAUGCCAGGCCCUGGAGCACCUGGGGAAGCUGGACCAGGCCUUCAAGGACGUGCAGCGCUGUGCCACCCUUGAGCCACGGAACCAAAACUUCCAGGAGACGCUGAGGAGGCUCAACACCAGCAUCCAAGAGAAGCUCCACGUGCAGUUCUCCACGGACUCCAGGGUACAGAAGAUGUUCGAGAUCCUCCUGGAUGAAAACAGCGAAAGUGACAAGCUGGAGAAGGCUGCCAACAACCUCAUCGUCCUAGGGCGUGAAGAAGCAGGGGCUGAGAUGAUCUUCCAGAACAACGGAGUGGGCCUUCUGCUGCAGCUCCUGGACACCAAGAGGCCUGAGCUGGUGCUGGCUGCCGUGAGGACCCUCUCGGGCAUGUGCAGCGGCCACCGAGCGAGGGCCACCGUGAUUCUCCAUGCAGUCCGGAUAGACAGAAUCUGUGGCCUCAUGGCCGUGGAGAAUGAGGAGAUGUCUCUAGCUGUCUGCAACCUGCUCCAGGCCGUCAUUGAUUCUCUGUCCGGGGAGGACAAACGAGAACAUCGGGGGAAGGAGGAAGCCCUGGUUCUAGACACCAAGAAGGACCUGAAGCAGAUCACCAGCCACCUGCUCGACAUGCUGGUCAGUAAGAAGGUGUCUGGCCAGGGCAGGGAUCAGGCCUUGAACCUGCUCAAUAAGAAUGUCCCCAGGAAGGACCUCGCCAUUCACGACAACUCACGUACCAUCUACGUGGUGGAUAAUGGCCUGAGGAAGAUCCUGAAGGUGGUGGGGCAGGUUCCGGAUCUGCCAUCCUGCCUGCCUCUGACCGACAACACCCGCAUGCUGGCCUCUAUCCUCAUCAACAAGCUCUACGAUGACCUGCGCUGUGACCCUGAGCGCGACCACUUCCGCAAGAUCUGUGAGGAGUACAUCACGGGCAAGUUUGACCCUCAGGACAUGGACAAGAAUGUGAUUGCCAUUCAGACGGUGUCAGGGAUCCUGCAAGGCCCCUUUGACCUAGGCAAUCAGCUGCUGGGGCUGAAAGGUGUGAUGGAGAUGAUGGUAGCCCUGUGUGGCUCGGAGCGCGACGUAGACCAGCUGGUGGCCGUGGAGGCUCUCAUCCACGCGUCCACCAAGCUCAGCCGUGCCACCUUCAUCAUCACCAAUGGCGUGUCCCUGCUCAAAGAGAUCUACAAGACCACCAAAAAUGAGAAGAUCAAGAUCCGCACACUGGUGGGACUCUGUAAACUCGGCUCUGCAGGAGGCACGGACUACGCCCUCAGGCAGUUUGCGGAAGGGUCCACGGAGAAGCUGGCCAAACAGUGUCGCAAGUGGCUGUGCAAUGCGUCCAUAGACACCCAGACCCGGCGAUGGGCCGUGGAGGGUCUGGCCUACCUCACGCUGGAUGCCGACGUCAAAGACGACUUUGUCCAGGACAUCCCCGCCCUGCAGGCCAUGUUUGAGCUGGCCAAGGCAAGCAUGACCUCUGACAAGACCGUCCUGUACUCCGUGGCAACCACCCUGGUGAACUGCACCAACAGCUACGAUGUCAAGGAGGUCAUCCCCGAGCUGGUGCAGCUUGCCAAGUUCUCCAAGCAGCACGUGCCCGAGGAGCACCCUAAGGACAAGAAGGACUUCAUAGAUAUUCGUGUGAAGCGGCUUCUGAAGGCUGGGGUCACUUCCGCGCUGGCCUGCAUGGUGAAAGCGGACAGUGCCAUCCUCACCGACCAGACCAAAGAGCUGCUGGCCAGGGUAUUCCUGGCCCUCUGUGAUAACCCCAAAGACCGAGGAACCAUUGUGGCUCAAGGCGGUGGCAAGGCGCUGAUCCCCCUGGCCUUGGAGGGCACAGAUGUGGGCAAGGUGAAGGCAGCCCAUGCUCUGGCCAAGAUCGCCGCCGUCUCUAAUCCAGACAUUGCCUUCCCGGGGGAACGGGUGUAUGAAGUGGUCCGGCCCCUCGUGAGUCUCCUGGACACACAGAGGGAUGGGCUCCAGAACUACGAGGCUCUCCUGGGCCUCACCAAUCUGUCUGGGCGGAGUGACAAACUCCGACAGAAGAUUUUUAAGGAGAGGGCCUUGCCAGACAUUGAAAACUACAUGUUCGAGAAUCAUGACCAGCUGCGGCAGGCGGCCACAGAAUGCAUGUGCAACAUGGUGGUGAACAAGGAGGUACAGGAGAGGUUCCUGGCUGAUGGGAAUGACCGGCUGAAGCUGAUAGUGCUGCUCUGCGGGGAGGACGACGACAAGUUGCAGAACGCAGCCGCAGGGGCACUGGCCAUGCUGACGGCAACUCAUAAGAAACUGUGCCUCAAGAUGACCCAAGUGACAACGCAGUGGUUGGAGAUCCUGCAGCGACUUUGCCUGCAUGACCGGCUGUCAGUCCAGCACCGGGGCCUGGUCAUUGCCUACAACCUGCUGGCCGCUGACGCUGAGCUGGCCAAGAAGCUGGUGGAGAGUGAGCUGCUGGAGAUCCUGACUGUCGUGGGCAAACAAGAGCCAGAUGAGAAGAAGGCGGCAGUGGUGCAGACAGCCCGGGAAUGCCUCAUCAAAUGCAUGGAUUAUGGCUUCAUUAAACCAGUGUCUUAGACAGGGGCCCACAGGACUGCUGGGGCUGGUCCUGUAUUCUGAAGAGUCCUAAGCCGGGAACUCAAGGGGUAUCAUUUCAGCUGGGGAUCUUAGCAGUGACCAUGAAGUCUCCAUAUAAAAACCAAGACUUGAGUGUUCCCUGAGUUGUCGACCUUCCCCUUUGCUGUAGAAAAUUCUGGAUGUUUCAUUGGCUCUCUUGCUGUCUCCUUACAACUAUCAGGUUGCAGAAAGUCCUAGAAUAAUUUUCAUCUAUGAUUCGGAAGACAAGUUGGAUAAUUCUUUCUGUACCCAUUCCAAAGGCCAGGAUAAUGGGCUGAAUUCUUUAUAUUUGGGGAAAUGGGUUGUGUGGUAAGGUAGGACCUAACAGGUGUGUGAAUAGAAAGGUUAGUGCUACCACAUCUGGAUGCUGAACUGUGCUGGUUUUUGUAGAGAGAAAACACCUACGUGGUCGUUCCCUAAAUGGAAGUAACCCCAAUGUCCAUAGAAAAUGGAUACGUUGGCAUUAAUGAAAUUGUGAUUUCCCCCAGGGAAUGGCAGGCAUCUGGCCUCGGCGUGGUUAGGAAACAUAAGGUUUCUGGGCAGGAGAGCGGGCAGCGGUGAAAUGAAUUCUGUACACCUAGGUUGCAAGGCAGGUUGGCAGGAGGGUGCCGGAGGGAGCAGCAGUCGGAGCCGGGGUUGGCCUCCACCCCCGGAGCUCCCACAAUGUGUGUAGUCUGCAGGAGGUGCGGCCAAUCAGCUCUGCUUGCAGCCCGCUCCUGAGCCCUAUCCGCCUUUGCCUUCCUGGUCCUGCUGGGGUCCUGGCAGGGCGCCUGGCACCGAGUCUCAUACCACAUGAGUGUCCAGGAAAUACUUGCUCAUUUUUGUUUUCCCUGAACCCCAGCACCAGCGCCUUUCACCAUCUAUCAAUGAAUCCCAGCUCCCUGGAGGGGCUAGGAAACUCUGCCUUUGACACAUCUGCUUUAAGAAUUUAAGGGAUAAGGGACACCUGGGUGGCUCAGUUGG
Messenger RNA from Neogale vison (American mink), 3801 nucleotides. It is a transcript of the gene UNC45B, whose product is annotated as unc-45 myosin chaperone B. The transcript is spliced from 19 exons. Gene Ontology annotation, molecular function: Hsp90 protein binding. The record is from RefSeq and is a predicted model, not a curated record. The coding region runs from base 1 to 2799 and encodes 932 amino acids. NCBI's taxonomy places the organism in Eukaryota, Metazoa, Chordata, Mammalia, Carnivora, Mustelidae.